AUGGACACCUCGGACGAGAACGUCUCGGACUCGAACGUUUCGGACACGAACGUCAAGGUCUUUUGCCGCGUACGUCCACCCAGUGAACGUGAGCGUGGUAAUGAAUCUGCAUCUCAUUUAAGCAGCUCAGCAACUUUAUUAGCACGCGUAAAUACAACUUCAUCCGUAAAAAAGUGCGUGACUGUUCCUGCAUCGGAUAAUACGCAGCAGACAAUUUAUUUGCAAAGUAAACACUGUCUAUCUAAGACUUUUACAUUCGACCGCGUGUUUGAUGAAGAUGCGAGUCAAAAUGACGUUUUUGAAGUCGUUGGAGCACCCAUAACUCGGGCUUGUCUCAAGGGCUAUAAUGGAACUAUCUUUGCGUACGGCCAGACAGGAUCUGGUAAGACGUUUACUAUGCAGGGCCCAGAUGAUGUGAUUGAUACAGAGGCACAGAAUUUCACACCGGAGCAACUGGCUUUACGCGGUCUCGUCCCACGAGUCUUUGACUAUCUCUUUGACAAUGUUGUAGCUGCUGACAGCCGUAAGAAUGUGCAGCACACCUUUGCUUGCUCAUUUCUCGAGAUCUAUAAUGAACGGGUGUACGAUUUACUAGAUCAACGUAGUACAAAAGACACUGCCGGGUUGCAACUACGGGAAAGUGGUCGAAAAGGUGUUCACGUGGAAGGGUUGAUUGAAAGCGUAAUUACAAAUUCAAGAAAAGCUGCUGAACUCAUGAAAAUUGGAGCACAAAACCGUAGGGUGGGACAAACAUCGAUGAAUCGAGAAAGCAGUCGAUCUCACAGUGUCUUCAUCCUGCAAUUGCAGUCAAAAGAAAUUUCUGCAGCAGGUAUAAAGACCCGUACAUCGCGGUUUAACUUAGUGGACUUAGCAGGCUCUGAGCGACAACGGAGCACAGAUGCAGCGGGUGAGCGGCUAAAGGAAGCGGGAAAUAUCAACAAAUCGCUUUCAGCACUUGGAAAUGUCAUUUUGGGCUUGUCAGAGUUAUCAGUAGGCAAACAUCGCCAUGUACAUUAUCGCGACUCCAAGCUCACAUUCCUGCUUAAAGAUUCAUUGGGUGGCAAUUCGAAAACGUUUAUGGUAGCGACUAUAUCGCCGGCUGAAGAAUCUGCCUUUGAGACGCUAUCAACUCUAAAAUUUGCACAACGAGCCAAAAUGAUUCAAAAUAGUGCUAGAGUUAAUGAAGACGCGGUCGGAAGUACUUUGUUUCUACAAGAAGAAGUUCAGCGAUUACGUCGGAAAUUACAGCAAGCGCACACUGAAAUUGCGCGGUAUCUUCCUGGUUCAAAAUUACUUAUGCAAGACACAAUGUCUUCGGAGAACAUGCCAAGCCACGACCCGCCAUGGCAACGAGACACAAGUUAUCCUGCUAUUGAUUUGCGCUUUCGUGAGCUGGAAGAAGCUUUUGCUUUGUCUGCAGAGACGAAUGAGAGACUACAGCGUUCGUGCGAGUAUUUGCGGCUUCAAAAUGACAAUGUUCAAGCGCUAUGUGUGGAGCUAAAGCAGAACGUUGCCCACUUAAGAUUAAUGCUUCGAUUGCAAGGAAAUGAUAGAUCAGGCGUAAGGGACUAUACACCGUCGGCUGAUGCCAUUGAGUGGAGGAUAAAGUACGAAGAGGUGGAAGAACGCGUCGUUGAGCUUGAGGAAAAAUUAAAGUGCAUUGAUAAUCAAGACACUGCCAUCACUGCAAAGACGAUGAGUGAGGUGGAAAAUCUUAAUAUGAUGCUGUUAGGUCUAUCGCGCCAAUUAGCGGCUGUAUUGCGGGACAAGCACGAUUUGCAAGACCGUCUACUAGAGAAUCAGUCGAAACAGGAAUCAAGUAUGGAGGGUCCUUCUUCGCUGGACAGAAUGGACUCAGAUUUUUCGGCACGUUUGGAGGAAGCGCUAAAGCAACAGGCAAACGAGUUUCAGGCGAAGCUGGAUUCAGUCUCUGCUUUUAAUGCCUGUUUGGAAGAGAAAGCUGCAGAAACAUCUCUCGAGUUGCACCAGAUCAAGCGGCGUGAGGCUUCUUGGUCUGUACAGCAACUUGCUUUUGAAAAACAAGCUGCUGAUUUUCGUUCCGCGAUGCUAGAGGCUGAAAAAGCACAACUUUCGAGUAUAAGCAGGUUGCUUCAGGAGGAAAGCGAGAAAGAAGAGUUGAAGCUGCAGCUAGAGCGAGCACGAGAGGGCAUCAGCCUUGAAUAUGAAGUUGCGUUGGCUGAUGCUUCCACAGCCAACAAGAACCUUGAAGACAAGUUAAAAUUGUUACAGCAGCAAGUCGCUUCGAUGGAUGCUGAGAUUUAUGAACGUAAAGAGCAAGCUCACGAGGCCAUGCUCGCGCUUGAUAAUAUCAAGACAGAAAUGGAAAUUCUUGAAGCAGCUAACAAAAGUUAUGAGCUGCAACUUAGCGAAACUCAAAGCGAAGUUGAAAAGUCGUCGCACGUGGCAGCUCGUUUGCGUACUGAAGUAUUUGAUCGUGAGAAGUUGAUUGAGGAGCUGAGAAGAUCUGAAGCAGUCAUCACUAAAAAGUCGAGAAUUUUGGAGAAGGACCUGGCCGAAUCUACCACAAUUGUCCGACAGUUGCAGGAAAGUGCUGCUACUACUACGCAAAAGCACUCAGAGGCAAUUGAGAAAAUAAGGUGCCAAGCAAAAGAGCACGAGAAGACAUUAAUUGAGGACUUUGAGAUGCAACUUAGUAAAAAGGACGAACAGGUGAUGCAACUUCACUCUGCGCAAAAUGACCUUCGAGCUAAAACAGAAGAAUCUACACGUCGUAACAGCAUAAUUAUGAAGGAAAUGGAGGAGACACUUUCAUUGUUACAGCGUCAGCUAGAAGACCAACAACAGAAUUCGAAAUUGGCGCUUGAAGAUGUCGAGCAGAAAUUGUCAAGCGCUCUAAGUGAUAUCUCCACUCUUGCGAAAGAGAAGGAAAAGAUUGAACUCGAAUACGCGGCAGCAGUGCAACAAAUUGAUCAUUUUCAGCAUAGUUUGAUAAGUCUUGAAAAUGAAAAGCAGGGAAUGGCGAGCCAGAUCGAAUCUUCAGUGGAGCAUACGGAGCAGCUUAUUGCUCAAAAGAGUAGACUGGAAAAUCAAAAUGCUGAGCUUGUCAAAACGUGCAAUCAGCAGCAAAUUGAGCUGUCGAAACUAGAAGAUUCUACAACGAAAUUGAGUAAGGAUGUUCAGGAACUGCGGCAACAGAUCACAUCACGAUCGAAAGAGGCUGCAGAGCUUCGAGAUGAUCUGGCAUCAGCACGGAAUGAUCUAUGUCAAGCCUCAGUCACGAAAGCUGAGCAAACCACUAAACUCUCUAAUAGCACAGCAAAGAUUGAGGAACUUAAGCAAGAACUUGCUGUCAAGAUUAAAGACAUGGACAGUGUGACUAUCAAGCUCGAGAAGGCAGUAAGUGACUUUCAAGACGCUGAAAGUACAAUUUUGCGCCAGCAGAAGCAGCUUGAGAUGUAUCAAGGUAUCCAGUCUGCGUUGCGCGACGAGCUAAAAAAGCUGGAAUUUGAGCGUCUAGAGCUGACCGAAUCUUUGAAAUCGGAACAGGAAUUGAAACAGGAUGUAGAGGAAAAUUUUGCUAACGCCAAAGAAACUUGGUUUGUGGAGAAAAAUCAGCUUACCAAGCAGUUUCAGAGCGCGAUAUCUGCUCUUGAAGAGCGCAUCAACGAGUUGACCUCCAGUCAAGCGCCUCUUUUAGCUCGAAUCCACGAAUUAGAGCAAGAAAACGAUACUGUGAGAACUUUAGUCGUAAAAAAGGAUGAACACGAACAAACUCUGUUGCAUCGUCUCGCUGACAAGGAGGCUGAGAUUAGAGCGCUGGACCUGAAAAGCGCAGACUCAAUAAUUACACAAAAACAAACGAUUGAGGAUCUAAAAAGUAGCGUGCAUGACCUAGAGCACCAGCGGGCAGAGCUGAAGAAGUCAAUUACACUUAAGGAAAAGGAGAUCGUGAGCACAUUGGCGACUAUAGCUCAGCGUGACAAUUUGGUUGCGUCAUUGAAAGAGCAAGCGCUUGACGUCGAAGCUGUGCGAGAUCGAGUGAUUCACGACUUCAAAGUAGAACUGGAGGCGUCAAAUGGACGCGUGCAGGCACUCGAACAACAUAUAGCCGAGAAGACGGCAGUGUUUGAAAAGACGGAAAAAAUGUUGGUGGCAGAAAAUGAUGCACUGAAAAAACAUCUUGAAGGAACUAAAAAGAGUCUGGCACACCAGAACAAGCAGUCUGGAGACAAAGACGCAGCGCUUGAACUUGCCAAUAAAUCCAUCAUCGAAUUAAAAGACCAACUAGCAGGCAGUAGUAGUGCAAAGGUACAAGAAUUGCAAGCUGCACUGGAAGAGAUGAAUGCAAAAUAUCAAUCAGCGGUUGCCGAAAACGUGAAGUUUAAAGAGCAGGAAAAUGAGCUACAACGUCGUCGUAGUGAACUGGACAUAGCAGAGGAGCGCAAUCAGUCCAUUCAAAAGGCACUGGAGACUCAACAGGCAGUCGUCGAGAAUAUGUUGAAAGAAGCGAAGACGAAGGUAGCGUCUCAGGAUGUGAUUGGACAGGUGAAACGCAAGUUUUUGACAGAAAAGGUCAAGCUGCAGCGAGAAAUUCAAACCCUGACGAAAAAAUUGGAGACUUUGUCGAAAGAAAACGAGAAGUUAGUUGGCCACCACAACAGUCGCCAAAAGAUCCAACACCAUGUCAAAGUUAAGGAGGAAAACAACCGUCUCUUGGAACAAGUACGGCAGCUAUCGGACGAAAAAUUUAAGCUACAACGGUCUCUUGAAAAUGCCCGUGUGUUGCUUAAAGAAAAAGAAAACGCUGGAAUUGAAAUGAGAAGAAUUACGUCGCCUGUGUCACCUGCCUUAAGCAAUUUGUCCAACAAAUCGCAAAAUUUAACUUCUUCUGUCAAGUCUCCACAACUUGCUCGUGCCACGCUUAAUAAAAUAGUAAAACUAGAUCGAGGAAAACCUACUAGUCGGUCGGCAUCGCCUAGACCGAGUAAGAAACGGCGAACACCAACAGGACCAGAGUGGCAACGAUAA
Plasmopara halstedii is the source of this 5010-nucleotide messenger RNA. RefSeq names its product kinesin-like protein kif15. Bases 1 to 5010 code for a protein of 1669 amino acids. NCBI's taxonomy places the organism in Eukaryota, Oomycota, Peronosporomycetes, Peronosporales, Peronosporaceae. The transcript has a single exon. Gene Ontology annotation, biological process: microtubule-based movement. Gene Ontology annotation, molecular function: microtubule binding; ATP binding; microtubule motor activity. The record is from RefSeq and is a predicted model, not a curated record.